Anoplophora glabripennis (Asian longhorned beetle) is the source of this 1199-nucleotide messenger RNA. RefSeq names its product flap endonuclease 1 (gene Fen1). Lineage: Eukaryota; Metazoa; Arthropoda; Insecta; Coleoptera; Cerambycidae. The transcript has 5 exons. Gene Ontology annotation, molecular function: magnesium ion binding; RNA-DNA hybrid ribonuclease activity; DNA binding. The coding region runs from base 1 to 1137 and encodes 378 amino acids. The record is from RefSeq and is a predicted model, not a curated record. Gene Ontology annotation, cellular component: nucleus.
AUGGGAAUUCAGAAUUUAAUAAAAUUACUGGCGGAUGUAGCCCCACAAGCCAUUAAAGAAACAGAUAUUAAAACUUACUUUGGUAGAAGGAUAGCUGUUGAUGCUUCCAUGUGUUUGUAUCAAUUUCUAAUAGCUGUAAGAAAUGAAAGUGGUCAGUUAACAUCUACAGAUGGUGAAACAACAUCCCAUUUAUUAGGAACAUUUUAUCGAACUAUUCGUCUUGUGGAAAAUGGCAUUAAGCCUGUUUAUGUUUUCGAUGGAAAACCACCAGAUUUGAAAUCGGGAGAAUUAAACAAAAGACAGGAAAGACGUGUGGAAGCACAAAAGGCAUUGGACAAAGCUACAGAAGCAGGUGAUGCUGCUGAAAUGGACAAAUUUAAUCGUAGGCUUGUUAAAGUUACUAAACAGCAUGCAGAAGAAGUAAAGCAGUUAUUAUCAUUGAUGGGAAUUCCUUAUAUAGAUGCUCCCUGUGAAGCUGAAGCUCAGUGUGCUGCUAUGGUUAAGGCUGGCAAAGUAUUCGCUACAGCUACGGAGGACAUGGAUGCAUUAACAUUUGGGUCAAAAGUUCUAAUUCGUCAUAUGACAUUCAGUGAGGCUAGAAAAAUGCCUAUACAAGAAAUAUAUCUGGAUAAAGUUCUGCAAGGUUUAAAUUUGAAACAAGAAGAAUUUGUAGACCUGUGCAUAUUAUUGGGUUGUGAUUAUACUGAUAGCAUCAGAGGUAUUGGCCCUAAACGUGCUAUGGAAUUAAUAGAAAAACAUAAAAAUAUUGAAUCUAUUUUAAAAAAUAUUGAUAAAGAAAAGUAUCCACCACCUGAAAAUUGGAAUUAUGAAAGUGCCAAAAGUCUAUUUGUUAAUCCAGAGAUUACCGAUCCAGAAACAAUUGAGUUAAAGUGGUCUGACCCCGACGAAGAAGGAAUGGUAAAAUUUUUAUGUACUGAUAAACAGUUUAAUGAGGACAGGGUCCGAAAUGGUUGUAAAAAAUUACUAAAAGCAAGAGGCAGUUCUACUCAGGGUAGACUUGAUGGAUUCUUUAAAGUACUCUCAACUACACCAGCAAAGAGAAAAAAUGAAGAAAAAAAGAAUACGCCAAAUAAGAGAGGAAAAACUGGAGGACAAGGAAAAAGAAGGGGAAAAUAAAGACAUACUCGAUAUAUAUUUUUCUAAUCAAUUGAUAUAUUUUGUAUUUAUAUUUAUACAAG